AUGUAUCAUAAGAAUAAUCCAUCAUGUUUCUUUUUUGAUCAAGUUAAACCAAUAAGGCAGGAAAUUAAUGAAUAUAAAAAAUCUUUGGUGUAUAACAUUAAUACUAUUCAUUUACAUUCAGAGAAUGCCGUGUUAAUAAAUAAUAAUACAAAUGACCAGUUAUCAAAUGAUACAAAGUAUAAUUGUAGUUCCACAAAGAAUAUUUGUCGUCCUAUAACAUUAUCAUCUACAGGAGAAAAAACGAUAAAUCCAAAAGAACAAUUAAUAAAUAAAAAAUCAAUUUUAAAACAGUAUGAUUAUUAUUCGUGGGUUGAAAUGAGUGAACAAAUCAUAAAAGAUCUUUCAGUUUUUUUACAUCAAGAAAAUGUCAAAGAAAUAAAACAUCCUAGAAUAUUAGAUUAUCGUUUGGAUGAAACAUGGGAUGAAUUAAUUUCUAUGGUGGAUUCCAAUUCAAGAGAUUGGCAAUUACCUGCAAUAAAAAAUGCAUAUAAGAUAUGGAUUCAAGAAAACCCUCCUGAAGUUGAUGCAUAUGGAAUGAAAUAUGAAUCAGUGAAAAAAACAAACUCCUCAUAUGGUCUUGAAAUUGCUGGUGCUUAUACACCUACACCACGAAGCUCAGUAUUUCGAAAGCAAUCAAGUAAGCCAAGCCUUACAAAUAAUGAGAGCAUCGGUAUUCAUGUGAAAACACCAGCUGAAAGAAAUUCAAAUGAGAAUGAAUCAAGUUCAGCAACGGAGAAAGAAUCGAAAAUUUCUAUUCUUCCCGCGAAUCGUUUACAUAUUCCCAGUAAACAUAUUCUGUCUACAGGUGUAGACCGAAGAAUUGAAAGUAGAAAUAAUGGAUCAUUUACUUUACAAUUUAUUAUGAGUUCACCAGAAAGUUUACAAAAGGGAUGGAUAAAUGAAAAUAUACUAAUUAGUUUUAUGAACACAAUAGAGUGGGUAUGUUCACGAUUAACAACUGUUUUGAAGAAAAAUGAAGUAUCUUAUAAUUAUGAACAAUUACAAUUCCCUCAUUAUUGUGAACCACAAUACAUUCUUUAUUCAAGUUUAUUAAACUUCAAAGAAUUUAAUUUUCUAAUAAAAAAUUCUUUAAUUCAUCGUAAAAUAAAUUCCUAUACACAAAUCAAUUCCCAUAAUAAUGAAAUCAUUCGAGAUACUACUAACAAUCAAAUAUUAAUUAAUGAAAUCCGAAUACCAAUUAUGAAAUUAUAUCAAAUAACAUCAAUGAAUUCAAUACCAAGUUCUUCUUUAAUACAAUUUUAUAAAAAUAAUUUAUUUAAUAUCAUUGAAUAUGAUUUAAUGGAUAAUAUUUUAUUAUCAACAAUUACAAAUGUAUAUAUUAUUAAACAAAUACAAUCAAUCUUAUCAAAUAUUGAUUUAUUACAAAAUAAUAAUGAAAAAAUCAAUAAAUCAUCAAAUAUUUUAUUAAAAUUAUAUUUAAAAAAUUUGGCAAAUGUUUUACAAUCAAAAAAGAAAAAUAAUCACUAUGCUAAACAUGUACAAUCUUAUCCAUGGGUAUCAUAUUCUACAGAUGGUACAUUAAUAAUUCGGUAUCCUUGUGGUUCACCAGCUAUUAUAUGGUCAUCAAGUCCCUUAAUGUAUCACAAAGCAUGUGAAAAUCUCGAUAAUUCCGAUUCAUCUUCAGUAAAUAAAGGGAAAGUAAAUAAAGCAAGUAAACCUAAGCAAUUUCUUCAUAGUUCAUCUACAUCUUUACAAAAAUCAAUCACAAACAUUACUAUUACUACUGAUUCCACCACAACCAAUAAUAGUAGUGGUAUACCAAUGUCAGGAAUGCGGAAUGUUCAACAUCGAACAGGAUUUUAUUUAUCGAUUUUUGAUAUUCCUCGGGUGUUAUCGCAUAAGUCAGAAGUGGAUACGGUCAUUGAUAAAGUUGAUAACAAAUAUAACUCACACAUUUCUAAAUCAUCAACAACAACAGAUAAUGAAAUAUCGACAAACAAUGGGAAAGAUAAUUGUUUCAGUACCGAAUUAAUUCAGAAGUCUAGAAAUACUGCUAGAAAACUAGAUUCUGUUAGAGAAAAUAUAUCUAGUAGUUGUAGUAUGAACAGUAGCAGUAAUUUUUCGGAAUUUUAUCCUGAACAAACUAAAUUUAAUGACAGUCUACAAAAUGACGUUGAUGAUAAAAAGUUUAACAUAGGUCCAUUGAUUGCACAUUUUACACCGUCUGGAGAUGGUGUUAUAUAUUAUCCUCAUAAUAUUAAUAAUAAUAAAACAACAAUAUCUGAUAGCACUGACCACAUAAAUAACCUUCAGCCAGCCAAUAUCCACGCUAUCUUUACAAGAGAAUAUUGUUAUGUGUUUAAGAAUUCUAACGGUGAAUUAGAAUAUGAAUUUCCAUCUUUCACAGAAAAAAGUCGACAUGAUCCAACAAUAAGAUAUCCAGUUUCAGUGGAUAUAAAUUUUAACCAUUACAUUAGAUUAGUUCGUACGAACUCUCAUGAUUUGACAAUAAUAUUUAAGACAGACGAGGAUGUGCUACUUACUAUUGAUUGUUUUCAAAACUUCUACUCAAAUGAUUAUCGUGAAUGUGAUACGUAUGAUCACCCAACGAAUUUUGAGGAUGAGUCAAAACAACACAAACAGCAGUUCGUUUUAUCUAAAUUACCAUUUUUGAGUUCAGUUGUCGAUAACACAAAUCAAAACAAACAAUUAUUAAUAAGCAGAAAACGGAAAGAAGAAAGUUUACAAAAGUUAUUUAAGAAUAUUCCACCAAAUGAUGAUUUACAAUCACUUUCAAGGCAUCUCACUGAGUCAAUGAAACAAAUAAGAUUUCUUUGUAACCAAUGGCUGGAAAUAAUGCGUCACUGCCUAGGUCUUCAGAGACAACGUAUUUCAUCACCACAAAGUGCACACCAGUUAAUUCGAUACAGAAGUCUGGACUAUAUGACAAAACGAUAUGGAACAUUUACAAGUGUAUCAUCUACUAACCGAGCAAGUGAUUAUAACUCAUUGGUUCACUCUGAUAAACUUAUUUGUAACUCAUUCGGACAGAAAUCGAUAAGGUUAUCGAAGCCCAAUUCAGCAAGGAAAAUCAACAAAAUACCUUUUAAAAAAGAAUAUCCGGAUACAUUCCUUACAAAUGACAAGAAUAAAGAACCACUGAUCGUAAGAAAUGACAAAUCUUCUGAAGCAAUACUUAUGAAUGAAAAAUUUACAAGAUCAUUAGAUAUUUUUCCAGUUGCAUGUCCAUUGUUACUUCGAUCAUGGUUGAAUGAAAUAAAACACUACAAAUAUUUUAAACAUCUAAACAAACUUAGACAACUAGAUGAGACUACAUUCGAACACAGUGUUGAACUAAACUCUGAUGAAAAUAAAUCACUAGAAACAGCUUUUAUGAAUGUUUUGAUUAAUCCAUCGAAAUUCGACAAUCAGUUUUUGUCAACUUUAAGUAUGAUAUCAAAUAAAGGCUGUCGAUGCAGUCGUCAUAUACCACCGGCUAUCACUGACUUGGAAUUUGAUAUAUUCUUGAAUAAAUUGAUACAAUCAUAUCAAGCUGCAGUGAUAAUCGUUUACGAUUCCAGGUUGCCAGAUGGGAUUCAUAUUGGUAUAUGUGAUCUUCUUUGCCAGUUAUAUAUAAAACAACAAAAUACAUUACCAACAAGUAGUCGUACUGUGAAUGAUGAGAUUCAUAUUGUGACUGCAAGUGAUCAUUUCUCAGAAAGAUUAUACGAUAAAUACAAAAUUGCAGGAACUGGAGCAUGUGCAUCAAUAUCUACGAGAAUGGCAGACUAUCGAUUCUUGAUUUAUGAUCUAGCGCAAAAUAUAAAUAAUAAUGAAAAUAAUUCCAGGAAUGCCCAUUAUUACUAAAAAGAUAUAAUGGACGACCGAAACCGGGUGACUGUUUAAUUUUUAUUCAGGGGAAACUAUGUUUUAUCGGGUCAUCUUUCACAGGCUAUGAAGAGUUACCAUGGUCAAAAGAACAGUUGGAUAAAAAGGUGGCCCAGUGCAGAAAUCAAUUGACUAAACAAGGGUUUUCAAUACCUACUGAUUUUCAAUUUGUUUAAUAAGGAAUUUUCUUGAUAGUUUUGAUUUCAAUUAAAUGAUAAUAAGACUUCUAAAAAAUAGGUUUAAUUGUAGUUUCAUUCAAUUUAUAGACCAUUAGAAUUGUGAGACAGACAUAUCAUCAUGGAAUAAGAGCACUACUAUUAAAACAAAUAGUACUGAAUUUAUAUGAAGAUAAUCAGUGAAAAAAGUCAAUAAUAUGUACCUUCACUAUUUUGGUGGAUUUUUGCUCUCUGAACAAAAUCAUCCACCUGAGCUACAAAUCUUCUCCACCAUCU
Messenger RNA from Schistosoma mattheei, 4301 nucleotides. The record is from the annotation of a GenBank genome assembly. NCBI's taxonomy places the organism in Eukaryota, Metazoa, Platyhelminthes, Trematoda, Strigeidida, Schistosomatidae.